This is a messenger RNA of Mya arenaria, 21372 nucleotides long. Its product is annotated as E3 ubiquitin-protein ligase rnf213-alpha-like. The record is from RefSeq and is a predicted model, not a curated record. NCBI's taxonomy places the organism in Eukaryota, Metazoa, Mollusca, Bivalvia, Myida, Myidae. The transcript has 98 exons. Gene Ontology annotation, molecular function: ATP hydrolysis activity; ubiquitin-protein transferase activity; ATP binding. Bases 889 to 17748 code for a protein of 5619 amino acids.
UAAGUAAGUAAGUUGUUUGUUAUAGUGACAUGUGCACAACACACAUUCUAUUCACAAUACAAAUAUAAAUGAUGAUAACACCCGGCCCAUCGGGCCUAUAAGUCACCUUAAUGUUAACAUUUCUCAAGCAUUAAUACAUAUAUUAACAUAUAAAUAUGUAAGUCGCGGCGCUGUUUCUCUUAAGCAAAUAGUGUGUACUAUUAAAAAAUAAAAGUAAUCAUAAUAAUUUCCAGAAUACAGAACAGUUAACGUGUUUAUUUAACUUCCUUCAGUUAAAUGAGGAUACUUGGUCGUUUAUACAAUGUUAAGUAUGUGAAUGUUAUAAAUUGCCACACUUACAUUCAAGUUAGUCCAAUUAUAUACCAUAUAUUGAGUUUAGUCCAAGCUAUUCUGAAAACAACAUAUUAAUUGCAUGUACUUAAAAUUACUAUUUAGACAAAUAUCACUCAUCGCCUGGUAAAAUAAUGCUUGUGAUAUCGAUGUAUUUCUUACUUGAAGUUCUUAAAAUGAAAACCCUCAUUAAACAAUACGAAAUCCGUAUACGCCUUAUCACUCAAUACGUUUGUGCUUUAAACAUAUAUUUUAUAUUUACAUGUACAUUUGUAUAUAUUAAAACGCUAUCCUUGUUAUAUCCUAUGUGUAUAUAUGUUGUACUCCUCAUUAAUGGAGGAUACAAAAAUAUAUUUAUCUAUCUGUAUCAAAUAGAACAAAUACAUUUGGCUGAGGAAUGGACGCAUGGGACAGUUACAUUUGAGAACCACUUGACCAUUGGUUGACAAGGUAACCGCUUUCUUAAAAAACGAACUUCAAGGACAUACUUUCCCAGUAGAAAGUCAGCAUAGACACAUUAUUGAGCAAGAAAUCAUUCUGUAAGAACGAUGUAACGAAAUGAAGAAGUGUUCCAACCCGGAAUGUGGGUUGGAGGUGGAGACGAAGUUUUGUCCAGAGUGUGGGUGUGAAACGAUUGACACUCCAAUCAACCAUCUCUCGUCCUCUAUUAUCAUCAUCUGUGAUGGUAAAAAUAAAAGCGGUUCUCCUUGUAGAGCCGAACUUAGGACAACACAGAAGUUCUGCACCAGUUGUGGAAAACAAGUUGAUGUUAAGUUGUUUGAAGUCCAAUCGCCUGAUAUAGAAAAGUGUGGGAGAUGUGGAACUGCACUUUCACCAGGAGAACAAUUCUGUCCUGAGUGUGGAUUGGACGUCGAACCAAUCACAAAGCAAGCAGUUGAUGCUCAAGAACUACAGGCAAGUGUUGUGGACAAGUCUAACGGUAUCUUUGUGACAACACACAGUGUUGGUGAAAGUCAGAAUGAUGUCCAGCAGCUACAAUCUGCCCCUAAUCAUUCCCAACCUCCCACAUCAGAGCAGACUGAAGGACACGAUUUAAGCACUGAAAUUAAGUGGACACCGUCAGAAAUCCUAGAUUCAGCCACGGACAUUGAACAUUUAUGUGUUGAAGAUCCAGGACAAAGGUUACAAAAUCAGCAUGGGCCAGAGGCAGAUAGACCAAGUGAAGAGAGAAUUCUGCAAGGGGAGACGUCGAUUCCUGAACUGAAGGAAGAACACCCCCAACCCAAUGAAAAGGUCGAUUCGGCCGGCCGAAAAGCAACAAACAACACUGCAAACGAUGCAAUAAAUAUAUCUAAUCUUCCAAGGGGCAAUCAAGUAUGUAUUGUCAACCUAGAUGAUGGAAUCGAUGAAAGUAAACAGGAAACGUUAAUGCAAGAUGGUCCUGGUUGUAAGAUAGAUGAAGCAAAUACAAUAGCAAACAUAAAUGAUAGUAACUGUUUGCCACCAAAUGAAAUUAAAGGAGGAGAUUUAUUAAAACAGUCAGAUAUUCACAAAGAUAGUGCUUCAGCUGAAGUUGGCCAUACAAAAGCUGGAAAUGAUACAUCUGAAAGUCAGCUCGAUGAGCUUUUAAAGGAUACACACUUAACUCAUGAUGAAACAAAAAAUGAAGCCUCAUGUAGUGAAGAAAUACCAAACGAUGAAUCAGAUAAGGAUGGUGAAGGCUCCGAUGAUGACUCCACUUAUUCGGACAGUAGUAAAUCAGUUGUUAAAGAUGAUGACACAGAAGAGACACAACAGAUGGCACAUGGCAAAAAGAGAACUAAAGGAAAUCUUAACAGAGGGACAAAAGCCAAAAGGAUGAAAAAGAGGGAAAAAAAGAAAGAAAAACAUUUAAAGAAACACAGUUUGUCUUCUGAUAAAAAGGACGAAGAAAAUACAGACAGAACAACAAGGAACAAGACAAUGGCAGAAAGGAAGAUGUUGGAACAAGCUAUUUUCAAUGCUAUAGACAAUGAAAGUACAGAUUCAAAUGCAGAAAAUCAGGGUAUUGCAAAUCUACAACAACAGGAGAUGGUUUUUGGGAAAAGAAACACACAGUCUAGCUCAUUUAACACAAAUAUUGAUACCAGUGAUAAAGAAAUUGAAGGACGGAACAUGGCUAGUUUCUUUAAGGACAUAACAAAAAGCAAUGUUUCAGCAGAGCACAAUACACACAGCAGUCCAGACACGCAGAAGGAUGAACAGCUGGACAGCUCGAAACAAAUUAAUGCUUCUCCAAAAUCACAUUCCUCAUCUUCACAAACAGGAACACAAACAAAUGGAGACUCCAGCAAUACAAAAAAGAAAAAGGAGCAGGUAGAUAUACUUGUCAAUCAAGAAAGCAGGGAUCGGAAAGCUAAAAACAAGAUAACAGUUGUUUUUCAUGUACUCGUGUCCAAGGAUUUCUUGAGUGGAGACAGAGACAACCUCUUUUUAAAAAUUGACGAAAGAUUUGGUGGAUGGAACACUUACAAACAUCAACCAAAGCCUGUCAGGGAGUUGAAAGAAUAUGUUGAGUAUGAAUACCAUUUGCAAUUUGAUCGUGACGAAAUCAUUGAAAGAACCACAGACUACAAAUACUGUGUGCGUCAGCAUGAUGGGAAAUGUCUUUAUGAGCACUAUGUGGAUCAUAUACAUGGCAAUCAUAACAGAAAACUAUUUUUGGAAAGAAAACUGGUUGGAAAGAAAGAUGAGUGGCAUCAGUUUGAUGGAAUGGCUCUUCCGAAGCCUAAUGACAAUAUUUUCCAAAGGCAAUUUGAUCGUGUUAUGGGAACAUUCAGAAAAGAAGCUGAAGAAAGGGCCUUGACAUUUGCAUCAGAAUUUGCUCCGUUUUGGUUUCAGCAAAAGUUUAACUUGGAAGAGUUUAAAGAGACAUUUCAGAUAUCAUUAGAACGCUUAGAAAUGUUAAUAACUGGUCUGAGAAAGGUCUACCAACGUGAUGCUAGAUGUUGGGAGAGUGAGGAAAAAUAUCGAAAUCAGAUUUGUAGACAUUUAUUUCAACCCUUGAUUGAUCAGCUGACCAGUGAUAAAUAUGGAUCAAGGUCGUUUAGGUUGCUUAGAGCUCUGGCAAUAAUCAUUGCUUGCAACAGAAUUCAAGUUGGCUUGGACCAGAGUGCAUGGCAGAUACUUUGUGCAAAUGCGAUGGUAACACCAGAUCCAACAAACAAGAAAUAUGCAGAAGUGGAUGACAUAAGGAACUUUUUUGACUUGAGUGCCUUGAAACCAGCCCUGAUUAAUGUCAUUAGGAAUGUUGUGAUGUUUGGCAAAGAUCCCUCUUGGAUGUUUUGUUUGCCAUUGCUGCAUUUUACGUCCAAACUGUGUGAACCGUUUGAAGAAAUGGUGACAAAUUUGACUCAUGCAGCAGUGACGCCAACGUGGUGGGGUAUUGCAGAUAUUGAAACUGAAGUGGUAGCAUUUCAGAACACACGUAAUAAAUGGAUAACGUCAUUGCAAUACAUGCUUUUAACCCUUGGACCGCUUUUUGAAAUGGACUUCUACCUACCUAGGAGUAUAGUUGCAUCGCUGACUGUUGAAGAGAUUUUCUCAGUAAUAGAUAAUAAAGUUAUUCCUGCGGAGGUCUGUUGUGCGACAUUACUUCAUUGGAUGAAAGCUACAAAUCCAGAACACUUUAGCAACAAGUACUUGUACGAAGAAUAUAAAGGUGCAGAAAAGCUUGUGACCCAAUGCUUGGCGAAAGUUCUGAAACGUAUGCAGACAGCCGACGACGAAUCUGCACAAAAUCACAGGACUCCGGCAAGUUUUGGAAUGGCAUAUUGCAUUGCAAGAGAACUUGUUGAUUGUGCUGUAACAAGAAAUAGAAUGCAAAAGCUGAUGCACUCAUUGCACAUUUUUCUGCAGUGUCUGUCAUUUUACAGCAAACUUGAAACAAAAGGCAAUGAAAACAAAAAUGACAUAGAAAAUGCCGUUGAUACUGUGGAAAAAGAGGUUCUCCAUUGGUGUGAACACUAUGCCAGUUUCUAUAAUUGUAUCUCGCUGAAGAAUCUUAAGGUUUGGGAAAGUGCCACUACAGGAAAAUUGAGUAAUAAUGACCUUGAAGUCAACUGGAAUGAACGAAUUACAAGGGCUUUGCAGCGAAGAAUGGAGAUUGCACUGACCACAAACAUUAACCGGAAGAAAGACUUCAUACGUAUCUACUGCGCUGAAGUUGAAACAUUCAAUACAACAAUGAAAGGGUGUCUUACUAACAUUGCUGUGAAGGCAAUAGAUGAAGGAUAUAUGAUUGAGUACAAAGACUUUGGCUCAUCAGAGAAAGAAAGGUUUCGAGAUCUUCUCUCCGACUUGUUCCGACAACGAUGGCGAACAGAGAUUACCAAUGAAACGCUAGAGGCGAAGGACCUGCAUAUUUUCAAGAUGGCUAUUUCUUGGCCCCCUAUUCAACUUUUUGUUCGAAACCAAAAUGAAGAAGACACCAGUGUGUCAUUACUGACCGCUGACUGCAAGGAACAUCUCCAGGUUGCCACAGCGAUGGUUGAAAGUCACUGGGAGACACUGGAAACCGGAAAUAUCGAAAUUGGCAUUUUGAAAAUGAUCAGUGAAUAUUCGGUAGGGUUCUCAGACACACUUUCCUUCAUCCGACCAAACGAGAAGGGAUUGAAAGACAAAGUCUUAUAUACACUCAAGAUUCGAAUGCAGGAACUAGAAGCUUUCAAUAUCCAGAGUAGACGAAUGGCAGUGUUUGUGAAUCAUUGUCAGCAUGUGACCCCGGGAAAAGUUGAUACCAAAUCGAUCGAUGAAGUUCUGCAGAAAACGACAAAGCUGGAAAAGCAUUACCUUAUGGAAUUCUGUAAACCAAAGCCAGUGCAAGACGUUGAUGGAAACAUUGAAGCAGAUCUUAAAGCAUUCAAUGUUGAACCGGAUGUUUUGGACAUUCUACCUACACUUGAAUGCUUGGCUGAGGGAUUUGUGUUCAAAAAAAUAUGGAGAGAAACAUGUUCGGGUACAACAGAGGUUUGUGAGACUCCUCUUGAUGUUGUCAAUGUGGUAUGGAAGCAUGCUCUUAAAAGAUGGAAAGAAUUCUGCAAACAGUUGGAUACAGGAGAAUUGGAAUUUGCACACGCAGAAAAAAUGUUUGGGAUAUUGAAAAACAACGAUCAAGAGCUUUUGCGGGAAAUGCAAAAUUUGAUAUCGAAAGAAAAAGCUAGUAAACGGAUCAAACAAAUAAAGCAGAACAGGCAGCUGUCUGAUUGUGUGGAAGGUGCAAAGAUCAUUUUGAAAUUUCAGAAACAGUAUCGGCUACAAGGAGAUUUCCAGGCUAUCAAGAAUAUUGCCACACAUUCUAAAAAGAGCUUCGCACUUCGGGAUUUUGACAGUGCUUUGAUGAAAACCUGUGAAAUUUUAAAGGAUGUCACACAAAAGGAAUCUAAUUGCCUGGAUGCUUUCGUCAAGUCUGCUGAACUGGUUAAAUGGCUGAAGGAAUCCAUGUGUACAUCUGGACAAAAAGAAUUGAAAGUGUUUGUUGACCUUGCGAUGAUGUCUGCGGGCGAGGAACCAAUGAACAUUGGAAAAGUCCAGUGCCUGCACUCAGCUGUUCUUGGAUACUCACCUCUUAUUUUUGAAUUGGAUGCGACAAAGUGUGACUUCAGAAAGCUUCUGGACAUGUGUAAAGUAGUCUGGAAGGAACUGGCUGUGAAUCCAAAUCUACCCCAACAGUUGCUGGAUACAAACAGUGAGCUAGAAUGGCUGAAGGAUAUCAAGAAAGCACACGGUUCAGUCGAGGUGACAUCUCUCAUGCAAGCAGAUGCCAUCAACGCAGAUGGUAUUUACACCGUGGGGAAAGGAGCGUGGAAAGGUUCAGAGUUGUCCGAUAUGAUAGUGAAAGAUAUUAUAAAGCUAACGGUGCCUGAAAAAGAAGGACAACGUCAACUGAGGCGUUACACAUUUGACCAUCUACAGGAUUUACAGAGCCGACUGAUGCUCGUUGCCGGAAAAUCAGACUCAUCAUCCGUCAAACCAACGGCGGACAAAAAAAGUGAAGUGAAUGUAGACAGGUUUACAAUGAUAUUUGACAGCAUGACCCGUUUGGGAAUUGUUUACCUGAAACUCUGCUCGUCUGGUUGUGUACUGUUCAAUGGCUGGAAUGCAAACUUCGUAUGUUCCCCUGGACAUGAUAGACCGGUGUGUGCGACACUGGAAUUCGGAAAAGGGAAAUAUAUUCCAAAACUGAAAGGUCGAAGGUCAGAUACUGAAGCGCUGGAAGAUAUGGUUCCCAAGAUUGCUGAAUUUAUGGAGAAGUGUUACGGUGAAUGGCUCGAGUUCAUAAAAGAGAAGAGGAAGAUUUAUCUUUACCUGAACUUCUUCACCAUAGCUCAGCUUGUGAUAUUGCAACGAGAGCUCGUAAAAAUGGGGACAGACGAGGAACCAUCACUAAGAAUUUACCACCUCAUGUCUGCUGUGAAAGAAAACUGCACGCAAGAAGACGUAGUACUGGCCAUGGAGAAAGCUAAAAGGCAAUUAUUUGGGCGAGACAAUGAACCUGAAGAGACAAUAGAUGAAAUAGACAAUCAGGAGGAAAUGAGUGCCUUUGGUGAUGAGAAGAUCGCUAGAUUUGUCCGGGAGUUGGUAGAGGCCGGGUGUGAUGAAACAGUUGCUAGGAAAUCUGUUCAUAUUGUGAACCAGGAAGAUAUUGACGAGUGUGAUGUCACAGAAGCCAUGAUUUGGUGCAUGGACCAAACUGGGGAAGCAAAUGAAGACGGUGAGAUGAAUCAAUACGAUGUUAAAGACUUACAACAUACCAAUCCUAUGUUUUCUGGGUGGAGUCACACAAAAACAUCAAUCAGCUCUGUGAUCAAGCAAUCUGUCACCAGUGUUGGGCAUGAAAAGAAAACUGGUGUAAAACCACUGAUAAAUGAUCUGACAGAAUUGUGGAAAAACUUCCUUGGCUCGAUCUCAUCGAAUAUCAGUGAUUAUUUAAGUCUGGAACAUUUGGGAAUCAUCCUCAACAUGCUUGCUGAGACAGACAUGCGGAAUAUCACAAGAAACAUGCCGCCAGUGUAUGUGGAACAGCAGCCGAACCUCGUUGUUUGCCCAAGCGAUGAAGUUCUACGUGUCGCACUGUCAAUCUACAUGCACGAUUCUGAGCAACCCCUGCCGCAGUCCGAUGAAGUCCUCGUGUGUACCUCAGACACCACAGCAGAUGAGGUGAGCAUAUUUUGGCGACGGGCGAUAUAUGACAGCUCUGGUAAAAUUCACUGCCUCCUCUACGCAGAUCUGCUGGAUUUUGAUGUCAGCGAGGCAGCGGAACAGUGCCUGGAAGAGCUUCUGUUGGAUAUUCAGCACUCUCAUGAUAUCAAGUACCGCUUGUUUGUGAUAUGUGGAUCAGACAACGAAUAUCGAUCGACGAUUGUAUCGUAUCUGGAGAAAUGUGUCAGGCAUGUUGGUCCUGUCAAUGGACGCCAAUUAAAAGAAUAUGUGACUCGUCAUUUGGAGGCUCCGGCAUUUUGUGACAAACCAUGUGCAGCCAUGGUAGAUUUUAAAAGAUCAACAGUGCGUGUUAUAAAAUCAACCAGAGCCGGGGUUGGUAAAACAUUGUUUGUAAAUCGGAAAGAUGAGGAAGUGCAAGCUCAGAUACAUCGUAAAAACAAGUGGAUUGACACACAAAAAGUGUCGAUACCUCUGCAGGAAAAAGUGAUCAACUUGCAUAAUUUCACGCAGACACUUCUGGAGCACACGCCAGACCCACGAAAGCAGUCCGCACGAAUAUUCCAUCUUAAUAUGAACCAUGAGGUCCAGGAAGGUGUGGACUACAUGUUGUUCAACCUGCUGAUUCUUAACUGUUUGGUCGACAAGUCGGGAUACGUCUGGCGGAGAUCCGUGCAUGAUUUGUAUCUCAUAGAAGCAAUGCCGAUUAUGUUCCAAGCAUCUGAUGGAAAUGAUAAAGAAGCCCACUAUGUACAUCCGGUGUUCACAUUAUUUCCGGAUUCGACCUGCCGCUCACCUGUUGAAAGCCUGCAAAUAUAUUCUGACAGAAAUGCUCUGCAAGAUUUUAUGCCAACGGACCAGCUUUUCGAUGAAAAGCAGUUCCGGAGUCCUGUAUUCCAGCGAACGUUCCAGUACCUGUUGAGGCUAGAUCAGCAGCUGACACUGGACUCUGUCAAUCCACUUGAACCGGAAGGCGAUCCCAAAACAUGCCUGGUGGUUCUGCUCAGGCAUUGUGGCGUACGGGACCCUUCCUGGUCAGAGUUAAACCACUUUGUCUGGUUCCUGAACACUCAGCUGGUUGACUUCGAACAGAACCAGUUUGUAUCUGUGGCCGCGGCCGAGGACCUACCAGGGUUCGGAAUAUUUGUCUUGAGAUUUCUGAUUCAGAUGUCUAGGGACUUUUCUACACGAUCGUUGAGCAUGAGUGAGGAAUCCCCUGGGAUGAUUCAACAAGACGCCAUUGACACCGAGGAUGAAGAUGAGCUAGAGCUUUACCAAAUGCGUCGAACAUGGGAAUCUAGUCCUCAUCCGUACUUGUUUUUCAAUUCGGACCGUUUCACUUUUACGUUCCUGGGGUUCUAUAUCGACCGCAAUACAGGCAACCUAGUUGACCAACAAACCGACGACAUAUUAGAACAAAAAAUCAUGAGCCAGCAACUGUACGACUCCUUGGUUCGCAACCGUGCACCAAUCAGGGAGAAUUUUGAUGCAUUGCCCAGAGAUCAGAAAAUCAUGAAGCUGUGCAGCAUUAUGGGCGUAGAAUUUCCGCAUGACCCUGAUUCCACGUACGAACUUACCACUGACAAUGUGAAAAAAAUCAUGGCCAUCUAUAUGAGAUUCAGGUGUGACAUCCCUGUAAUAAUCAUGGGUGAGACAGGUUGUGGGAAAACACGCCUCAUCAAGUUUAUGUGUGCCCUACAGUCACCGCCUGGUGUCGAUGUAAAGAACAUGAUUCUGAUGAAGGUACACGGAGGAACCACAACCGAAGAUAUCGAACGGAAAGUGAACGUGGCAGAAGUCGCUGCAAGGGUGAAUAUUGAAGAAUAUGGCCGCCAUAUGUACACAGUCUUGUUCUUUGACGAGGCUAACACAACGGAAGCUAUUGGACUUAUCAAGGAAAUCAUGUGUGACAAAUCUAUAGCUGGGAAGCGAUUGGCGCUUUGUGAAAAUCUAAAAAUUGUAGCUGCCUGCAAUCCUUACAGAAAACAUUCCGAUGAACUGAUAAAAAAGUUGGAGCAAGCCGGCCUGGGAUAUCACGUUGAUGCCGAUGAGACGACUGACCGACUAGGGCGCGUACCGAUGAGGAGACUGGUGUAUCGUGUGCAACCACUCCCACAAAGCUUACUGCCCCUGGUCUGGGACUUUGGACAACUCAACACACAGAUCGAGGAACUUUACAUCAGGCAGAUGGUCCGGAGAUACAUAUAUGAUGACAGACUCCCAGAUAUUCCAAACUUGAUUGAAGUCGUCAGCCGCAUUCUGACAGUGUCGCAAGUCUAUAUGAGGGCGCAAAGGGAUGAGUGCAGUUUUGUGUCACUGCGAGACGUAGAAAGAGUAUUGACAGUGAUGGCUUGGUUUUAUGACCAGGGUGAGGACGGACGCUCGCUCUUUGAGAAAAUGGACAGGAAGGUUAUUGGGAGUGAUGAUCAACCACGUGAUGACAGCGAUGAAGAGGAGGAAACAGAAGAUGAAGAGAUAUAUUUGGAUCAGGGACUUGAUAAUAUCACGAGAGCUCUCGUCCUGGCCCUUGGUGUGUGUUACCAUUCCUGCCUGAAGACGAGACAAGAGUACAGACAGGCUGUUGUGAGGCAUUUCCGCCAGCCGUUCAACCUCCAAGGCGGAGAAGCUCAGAUGUUGGAGGAAAUUGAACGAUGCCAGGACGUCCUUCUGGAGAAUGUUUCUUUGGAGGAAAACAUUGCACGAAAUACUGCUCUGAAAGAGAACGUCUUCAUGAUGGUUGUUUGUAUCGAGCUCAGAAUACCUUUGUUUCUUGUUGGGAAACCUGGAAGUUCAAAGUCAUUGGCAAAGACAAUAGUAUCAGAUGCCAUGCAAGGGAACAGCGCUAAACAUGAUUUGUUCAAAUCGCUUAAGCAGGUUCAGAUGGUAUCGUUCCAAUGUAGUCCGCUGUCGACCCCGGAUGGCAUUGUAGGAACUUUCAGACAGUGCGCGCAGUUCCAGAAGGAUAAGGAUCUGCAGACAUUUGUGUCAGCUGUUGUUUUGGAUGAAGUUGGGCUUGCUGAGGAUAGCCCAAGAAUGCCAUUAAAGACGCUCCAUCCACUUUUGGAAGAUGGUUGCCAGGGCGAUGAGGAUCCAGAACCAUUUUUGAAGGUUGCCUUCAUUGGUAUAUCUAACUGGGCAUUAGAUCCAGCGAAAAUGAACCGGGGAAUUCUCGUCCAGCGAGAGGUCCCAGACCUGGAGGAACUCCAGAACAGCGCUCGUGGAAUCUGUGGAAGUUCUGAAGACCUAGGAAAUUUGAUAGAACCUUUAUCAAAAUCCUACCUGGAUGUGUUUGCACAGGCGACAGAGAAAAUGAGAGAGUUCUUCGGGUUAAGGGACUUUUAUAGCUUGGUUAAAAUGGUAUACAACUUCGUUGAGAAAUCUCAUAAGCCACCAACUUGGUAUGAAAUGCUUCAUGCUAUACUGCGAAAUUUUGGUGGAUUGGAUCAAGUUAACCCAGAGGAAAUCUUCAAAAAGCAUUUAGCACGUGUGAUUUCAUGCAAUACAGAGAUACGCAGAUUAGGAGACCCCGACUGUUCACCUGCUGGUCUUAUACAAGCUUGCCUCUUUGACACGCACAAAACAGGAAGUGAAAGUCGAUACAUGCUUCUGCUGACGGAAAACUUUGGAGCGGUGUCUAGCAUCCAGCAGCUCCUUCAAACCAAAGGCAAUGAAAUACGACCAAUCACAAUCUUUGGGAGCAGUUUCAGGAGUGAUCAAGAAUAUACACAGGUAUGCAGAAACAUCAACAAGAUCAAGGUCUGCAUGGAAACGGGGAACACCGUUGUCCUUCUCAACCUAGAAAACCUGUAUGAGAGUCUAUAUGAUGCCCUUAACCAGUACUACGUAUACUUCGGCGGUGAGAGAUACGUCGACCUUGGACUCGGGACACACAGAGUGAAGUGUCCUGUUCAUAGAAACUUCAGGCUGAUCGUAGUUGCUGAAAAACAGACAGUGUAUAAAAAAUUCCCGAUUCCGUUAAUAAACCGCUUGGAAAAGCAUUUCCUUACUGUCAAAACCACUUUGAAUGACAGACAGCAACGGCUUGUGUCGGAGCUAGAAAAGUGGGCCAGCGACUUCGCCAGUCAAACAGAUGGCACUUGUUACACAGCGAGAAAUAUCAAGAAAGAGCUGAAAAUAGAAGAUAUCUUCAUUGGUUACCAUAGGGACUCAUGCUCAGCAAUUAUACUUGAUGUUUCACAGACUUAUCAAAAUGCAGAGGAUAUUGAGCUUUUAGAAGCCGGCAAGUUGCUGUUACUAUGGUGUGCCACGCCUGAGAGUGUUGAGCGGAGUAACAAAUUAGAUGAAAGUCAGCGACGGAGGUUUCAGAAAUACUAUUACGAACGACAAGCACAUGUUAGCCUUGUUUCGUACCUGAAGUUGAAGAAGGAGAAAUGCAGACGGAUUUUUGCACAGGUGACAACUCACAGCAAGCUACUGGCCUCAAUUCAUAAAAAAGUUAUCAGCUUGGAAAUUGGCAUAGAUGUUGACAGAAUAUUCCUCCUGGAAACAUUAUCAUCCUUUGACACAGAGCAACAAUUUACAAACAGAGUUCAGCAGCACUUGGAAAGAGCUGGAACAGACGAGAGUUUGAUGUUGAUACAAUGUGAUUCCGGUGAUGUUAAUGCAAACCUGAUAGCUUGUGCCCGAUACAUUGUAAUGGAUGAAUACGAAAAGGCACGGAAAAAGUUACGAGCUCCAGUACACGCAGUCUUCAUUGUACAAUUACCCCGAAAAGCAGGUGGAUGCUUUACAGGAUUUCAGUGCGGCCGGUGGCAUUCAGCCCACAUAGAUGAUUUAUGUCCGGAGAGUACCCAGAUGCCGGAUAUUCAAUACCUGCAGGGUAAAACUGUCAGUAGUAUUUUCCACAACGUGGGCGAGAAACAAAGUCACCAUGACGAAAUAGAGGGGGAACAAGGAGAAGAAAUGGACCGGACUGAUAACAGAACAAGUGGCACUCAAAUGCCUGGCAAAGAAAGAGGGAUUGGUGAGGGGGGAAAUAUGGAUGUGGAUGAAAUGGACAUUGACGUUGAGUUUAACAUACAAAUGCUGGAAGUCGACAGAGAACAGAAAAAACAAGACGUUAUAAAGCUUCAUGGGCUGAUCAUGCAGUGUGUUCAGUCGGCCCUGGCGAUGGUCAAAGACAAGAAAGGCUACACACAAAGAGAAACACGGAGAGUUGAUAUCGUAAUGAAAUGUUUAAGAAAUGCCAAGAACUUGGAACAGGGGGUGGACACUUUCUUAACAGGGUUGCAAAGACUGAUUGGCCAGUUGUUGAAGGAGAAAGAGGAGAAAAAGGGAGGAAAGUACAUUGCUCAGUUGUGGAUGACACGUGAGGCCGCAGCACCCGAAAACAUCAACAAGGCUGGCACAUUUAGGAGGUCAUGUCAUCAGACGAUUAUCUCUAAAGUGUCCCCAAUCUUGGCUGGUAUUAUUGCGUACCUGGAUACUAACAGGAAUCUUGAUCUCAUACACAGUGAUGUAUGGUGGAAACGGACUUUGUGGACGUCGGUCCUCAAUACAGAAGGAGCAAUUAAAAUACAGUACUCAGAUCUCCAAUCUCCAAAGAGACGCAGUGACCUUGGUGAGAUGCUUGUCAUGACGACUGGCUUUCAAGGUCACAUGUUCUCCGCCUGUCUGCCCUUCUCCUGGAUGAUGAAAGAGAUGAUUGCGGACAUACUGCAUGACAUUUUACCGUCUGAUGAAGAAUAUGAGGAUGAACAAAGCAGAGAAGUGGAUGAGCAAAGUAGAAAAGUAGCGUCAUGUGCAAAGAUCGUUUCUGCUAGUCAAAUGGGGAAGAUACUGAAUCAACUGGUAAAUGGAAUCCAGGGAAAACGUGUAGAACAAAAGCAUGCCUUCGUUUUUGAAUUCGUACAUGAAUACAUACAGGACUUUGUGCAAAUGAUGUAUUAUCCUGGACGUGAAGAUGAAUUAAAACUUGUAUGUCAGACAGUGCAAAACAAGACAAUGAAAAUUUGUGAGGCUACAAAUUCUAUGGGAUGCCUGAUCCAAACUCUGACUUGUGUACACAUUGCAUAUGAGAUUCUCGCACUGAGACUUACCUACUUGAGAAGCAUAAAUGGCGUGUGGCCACAUUGUAGUUCGGCCAUACUUGAUAUCCAGAAAAGAAACCCGGAUCAUUUCAUGUUCAAGGAACAAGAGUUGUCGUUUUCUGCGUUGUGUCUGUUGAUUGAGGAUUUGAAUCCAAAACUUCAAGAAUUAAACGAAGAAGUACAGAGAGAAAAGUGGCUCCAUAAAGUCCAUUUGUAUAGACCUGUGGUCGAGAAAGUGCUAAAUCUGCAUUCAGAAAACCCGGCUUUGUAUGGAAUUCAUAGCGCACAAUCCGUACGCACAGCAAAAUCAACCUGGGCUCGGGUGAUCGUAACAAAACUUUUCAUUGAGCAUGUGUGCAAAAGGAAUACAAGAGAAUCAGUCACAAUCAAAUAUUGCAUGCCACUUUGGAAAAUUUUGAGCGAAGAAGUCGAUAUGAAAGAACAAAAAUCUCUCGAAGGUGUUGAGAAGUUCCUAAAAAUGUGCAACCAACAAGCUCUGAAGUUGUUUUAUGGAACGGAAAUUGCUUGCUGUGCUUGUGAAAAGAAGCUACAAGGUGCACCGGUUACUUUACCUUGCAAUGACAAAGAUGUAAUUUGUGACUCCUGCCUUCGAGAAAUGAAAGCUCUCGACCAGGAUGAAUGCCCAAAAUGUCAUGAAAAUCUAGGGCUACAAUGGCAACCAAUGCAGAGCGAAAAGAACAGCAAACAAAGAGAGCAGCUUAUUCAAUAUCAGAAGAGGUGUAACGCUUUCUUCAUGGACGUUAUUGCUCAACUCUGCUUCGCUGACGGACUACCACCAUCAAAGAAUGUGUUGGAGAAGUUGCUUGGUUACGUCACUUGCUUCGCAAGAGAUGGCCAACUGCGAUUUACAAAGAACCUGACUAUUUUUGAGACCGGACUUGACCCUAACCCAAUCUUUAGGUCCUUCCUUCUACAGUUGAUGCUGAAAUCAAGUGAAGAGGAGUUUGUGAAGAAAAGUCUUAGAAGAUACAUCGAGCAAGCUCAUGAAAUCAUCCGAAAGGAGCCCGCUCUAGAACAGAACCUGUUGGAGCUGAGUCUACUUAUCAUACAGUGUUUAGAGGAUACAAUGCUCCAACAAUGGCAUAAACAAGAUGUGCAUGGUUGGUCUUAUAUUAUCCAUCUCUUGGAAACUGCUAGAGAUGGUCUGGUUGAUGAACAAAUAGAUCAACUGUAUGGUAUCGCAAGAACACGUGUUGGACUUUCACAAGCUGCAAGGGUGAUUGCGGACAUAGUAAAUGCUGGAACUGAGCUUCGGACACUUGCUACCGAACAGCGAAAUGUUAUCGACUCUGCAAAACGACUUUGCUCAGUUUCUCGGUUGAAAUGGCCAAGGAUAUUUCUUGUGAAACACUUGUGUCGCUGUUAUGGUAUUGACGUAUACCAGUCCCUGUGCAAACGUCGUACCACAUUGCUGAGUUGGAUCGUGAUUGAGGAGUUGGAAAGAGAUCAGACUCAGGAAGUAUCAGACCGGUACGUUGUGUGUGAAGAAGAUUAUGUUCAGAUCAGGGAGGCUCUGUCACAAGUUAUCCUUGGAGAAGACAUCAGCACACUAGAAUAUGAAGUACAGGAGCUGCGCACAACAGGAGGUCGUGUUGAUACAUGUCUACAGCUAGCUGUGCAUAGAGAGAUAACCUGCUCAUAUGUCCGCUCAGUAGCGAAUAGAACGGCCAACACAGAGUCGCUCAAAAAGAUAGCAGCGUUUCUUGGGACAACAGAAAAUCAACGAAAUAAGUUGCUGUUGAAACAAAUGAUGAAUAACACACUAGAACCCGGACAACUGGUGACAGUUCAAGGCUCUGAUACAAGACGACAAGGCGUACAAUGCUUGAUCGUACAUUUCAUGACGGUGUUGGCACAACUGAAUGGAGACAGAACCCUUCUCCAUCUUUUUCUUGCAAUGAUUCGAGGGGAUCCGGCCAUACGGGGUAUGUUUUUGCCGACAAUGCUACAAGAUGAUUUUACUGAAGUCCAGGAAGCUAUGCUUGGUAGUCGUGGUGGAGAAAAUCCAGUCUUCUAUCGUUGUCCAAAUGGACAUCCAUAUGUGAUUGGAAAUUGUGGCAGACCAUAUCAUGUUGCGAAAUGUAAAGAUUGCGGUGCUGAUAUUGGCGGUCAAGGUCAUCAGGCUUUACCAGGGAAUGUUAAACAUGCCGGCGGAGACAACACACUUCGCGGUCACAUUUUGGGCCGGGCAGUGCGAAAUGCACCUCUACGACCAGAGAGGGAGCUGUCAGCUCUACACUGCUGUGUUAUCCGAUUACUCCUACACAUGUCCAUGUUCCUUGGGCCGUCAGAACAGAUUGUUAAGAUUGUCCGUUCCGACAUUGAGGAAGACAAUAUCCGGCAGUUUUCCUGGGAGCACAUUGAAGCCAACAUUCACGACCUACAGAGAGCCCUUGGCAGGAGUGUGGAUGACGUCCUAGUUCUCCUGCAUUAUGUCAUCAAGAAUAUCAUGGUCAAACAUUCCCAAGGCCACACUCUUAAUGGAGACAUAUAUCUUCUCCAAACAAAACAAGGGAGACAAGCAUGGGAGAAACAGUUCGCUAACGUUUUCUUGCAGGACGUUUUCCAGAAACUUGAUCACCACCUGAAGCAUUUUAACCAAGUAAUUGCUACUGAUCAGCGACUAGGUUCCAAUCCCUUAAUGUGCAUUCUGUAUGAGACUGAUAAACAGCAACAGGCCGAGGAUCCCCGGCGGCUUGUGGAAAAUUCGCGUGUAUGGAGAUACAGAACGCCGAUAUCAAUAGAACAUAUGCGACAAGACCUGGAAACUAGAAAACCCACGGGGAAGGACAGACUUUUAGUGCUGAGACUGUUCUUGAAGCAGGACCACAUUCUACAGGCCAUUCAAUCCAUUCCAAGCAUUCUUAGUCUUCAGAGGAUAUUGCUGCAGAAAUUCCAAAGGAAACUAGACAAAGCUGAAGCUAACACUAUCCUAGUCAAAGACAUGAUAAAAGAGCAACUUGCUGGCCCGGACACUGAGAAGUUGUUGCAAGACUUUGGUCAUGCUUGGGAUAUAACUCGCAAACUACUUGAACUCUAUGUCUGCACAACAGAAUUUGGAAGCAUUGUUGUCCCAAAAAAUCAAUGUGCUAACCCAAUUUCCGCGGAAACGCCUUUGUCAGUUUUUCUCCCAACAAGCACAGAAAAUGGACUCUGCUCAUAUGCAAUGCUGGAUUUGUUGUUUAGAAAACAAAACGAAUUUUUGGACGGCUAUAUGAAGGAAUCCGAAAGGAGCACUUCCAUCGAGACAGUGACCCCACAGCAGGCAACGUCGGCCCACCUGAUCAGUUACAACCACGAGCAGGAUAUCCUACCCCUCGUCCUAGCCAACUGCCGGUACACGUUUGAGAUGGGUAAGGGUACAAAGAUAAAGUACGACUUUGCCGGGCUGGAAAGUCAGAUCAUGGACAGGUUUCUCUUCUCAAAAUCCAGAAUAGACAUUGGAAAUUACUUACAGAUUGACCAAAUGGUAUAUCGGACAGAGUUUACAAAUGCUGCUGUUUUCGAAAUAUUGGAAGAAAAAAUUCCACAGCGAGCACUUGGAAUAGCUGUAAAGAAGCAGAUAAGCGAAGAGAUCAAGAGUCUACCAGACUUGUGCCGAUUUUUGGACAACCUCGAUAUAGCAAUCAGUUUCCUCAAAACUACAGGCGGAAACCAGUCUGAAAACAUGAACACCUUCAUGGUUGAGACACUGCAGAUGGAACACGCAAUGACGAGUCAGAAGGCUCAACAGUCGUGUGAGUUCCAGCAUGCCAAGUCUCUGUGGUUACUUUUGUCAUACUUGAAGUCCAAGUUUAUGGUCGACAAUUUCCAUUCAAAACAGGAAGUGUUUGAGACUCUGCUGGAGCCGUACCAUGACGAGCUGUCCGAAGAGCUGCAUAAGUCAUUCGGAGUCUACAUGAAAACUCUGAGUGUUGAUAAGCUUUCUAGCAUUCUAGAAAUAUUGCACGAAUUCAUGCUUCUACGGAUUGCCAGACGUGAAAACACCAGUGACGAGGAUUACAUUGACAAUAUUGAGAACAGGCUUGGUGAAGAACUUCUAGCCUUUGUAGAACUAAUGGAGACUCCAUGCAUAGACACGGUAGAUCUAGCAGAAUUCCCAAAGGAAAUACACUUUAAACAAAGCGUGUGCUCAUGGAUUAUGGCAUAUCAAACCCUUCGGAAGAGAAUGGUACGAAAGAGACAUUAAUAAAAAUAGUGCAAAUGAGUUGCACAUGGAACAUUACAGAUCAAAGACUUUUUGUGCCUUAUAUGAUUCUUGUGAUUAGAAAGCGGUACACACAUGUUGAAAAAUGUUGCAUUGUCAUUGUUUUUAAAUACUAGAUAUGAGAUGAUAAUGAAUACUGUAUAUGCCAUAAUAAUGUCUAACAAUAUACUUUUGGAUGAAUUUAUAUAAACAACAUUAUAUCUGUUUUGUGUUAUUUUGUAUUUCUAUAAAUCAUUUUGUUUGAUGGUGCAUGGUUGUUUGUUUCGUGCUAAGAUAUCUUUGAUUGAUUUUAUGUCAUAUAAAAGUGUUGCUGAUUUUAAGGAUUUAGUUAUUGCUUUUGAAAUUGAGAUGUAUUCUCGAAGUGUGUCUUCCCUUCUCUCAACAAAACCAGAAUCCAUGGCUAUGGAUUUGGUUUGGACUUCUGUGAAUAGGUGCUAGGUUUGCUAAGGAGUAUUUUAAACAAUUUCAGUAAACUUAAAGAUAACUGUUUUUUUUAGUUUAAACCAAUUGUUGUUGUUUUUGUAUAUAGAUAUAUUAUGUGCCACAGAGUUGAACGCGUGUGUCUACAAACCAGUUUCUUGAAUUCCAAAAGCCAUUAUGACACUAUUCUUUAUAUGCAUGAACAUUUCUUUGUUUCUUGAUUAAUCGUUUGUUUACUUAUACUGAAAAGUUUGUGUUUUUUAUAGUCCCAUUAUUUCUAAAUGUAUGUACAUAUUACAGAUAAAGAUGUUAUAAUUGUCAUUAGACCAAUCUCAUUAAAAUCAUAUCGUGACAUUCACUUCAUUUCAUUACGUUAUGUAAUAGCGUAACGUCGUGAAGCGUGUAUAGGGGGUCUGAUUUUAAUGAGAUUGUCAUUAGACCAAAGCAUAGUUUUGCCUCUUUUUCUAUUCCGCAUUUGAAUUUAAUCACUGAUCAUACUCAAAUUACGGCCCAGAGGUCUUUGCUCAAUAAUGUGCAUGUAGCUUGGGAGCUCCCAGUUUUAAGUGCGUGAGGGCGCGUUUAUGUGAAUAAUAUAGGUGCGUGUGCGCGAUAUUGAGCAAUGAUGUAUUUUUAAGAAUUCUGUUUCGCUUGAAUGAUUAUGGGCUGUUGUAUUGAUUCAACUUAAAACCCAUUAGAUGUAGAUUCAGAUAUGUCUGUACGUGUAUGCUACUUUGAACUAGUUUUGUUACUUUCCCAUUAGUAUAAUUUUCUUAAAUUUAGUAGUAUGAGAUCAGUGUGUGACAUUGUUUCUAUUUGCUGUCACUUUGCUUGUUUCAAAAACACACGUUGAUUACAAAUAUCAAUCUAUAGGUAUAAGUUGUGUUAAAUAGGUUGUUGUUGUUGGGUUUUAUGUUGCAUUUAAACAGUUUUUAAUUUUUAGUCUAAAUGUGCAUGUUCUUUUUAUUUCUGUAAAAGUAUUAAUCUUCGUAAAUGAAUUUAUCGGUUUCGUGUUAAGUGAUAUUGCAAUAUUUCAACAGAGAUGUGUGCAAACAUGUUUUUAAUAUGCUUACUAAUGGGAAUGGAAGUAAGGCAGUUGAUAAUAAUCAUACAGUGAUUUGUACGAUGUGCACCAUGUAUAAUUUGUGUUAUUUAAUUUUAUCUUAGAAACUGUUGAAGAGGCAGUUCUAAUCCUAACAUUCUGCAAGUCUACAUAAAAGUAGUAUACAAUAACGCGUGAGUACAUUUGCUAGAUACGUACUCAAAUAUUUUACUUGCAUGUUUCAUGUUAUUACUGUUCACGGAUACAUUGUUGUCAAUAUAUAUUAUGUUUAGUUCAUUAUAUAAAGAUGCGUUGAAUUUAUGUGCACGUUUAAUAUGUCAUUGUUUCAUGUAUUAUAUUUUAAUGUUUUAACUACACAUACUAUUGGCGUACCUACAAGGGAGUACCCAAUGUUAUGCAUUGGACGGAUGCCCUUUAACUAUAUUUCAUUAUCCAAUAUAAUAAUAUAUAUAUUUUAAAUGAAGCCAGAAGUUUUUCAUUUUAAUUGUGCUUAAAAAAUCUGUAGGAACUUGUUUUACAGUUUUGGAAAUUACAUGAGCUGUAUAUCUGCAGAUACAUUUAUUGUUAAACGUAAAUGAUAAUACAGAACGUUGCUUAAUUAUAAACAAUUUUGUUAUUAUGUAAAGAUUACAGAAUUAAAUGUUAUCACUCUAAUUGGACCAAUACAUAAUUUUGCCACUUUUUCCUAUACCACAUCUUGAUUUCCUCACUGACCAUAUCCAAAAUACGGUUCUGAGGUUUUUGCUCAAUAAUAUGCAUGUAGCUUGGGAGCUCCCAGUUUUAAGUGCGUGAGGGCGCGUUUAUAUUUGCAAUAUAAGUGCGUGUGAGUGAUAUUGACCAAUGAUGUAUUUUGAAGAAUUAUGUUACGCUUGAAUGAUUAUGGGCUGUUGUAUUGAUUCAACUUAAUACCCAUUAGAUGUAGAUUCAGAUAUGUCUGUAUGUGUAUGCUACUUUGAACUAUUUUUGUUACUUUCCAUUUUGUAUAUAUUUUUCUAAAUUAACCAGUAUGAGAUCAGUUUGUGACAUUGUUUCUAAUUGCUGUCACAAUGCUUGUCUCAAAAACACACGUUGAUAAUAAAGAGCAUACUGUAGUAGUUAUAAUUUGUGUUAAAUAUGUUGUUAUUGGAGUUUAUGUCGCAUUUAAACAGUUUUUAAUUUUUAAUUUAAAUGUGAAUGUUCUUUUAAUUUAUGUAAUAAUAUUAUCUUCGUAAACGAAUUUAUUUCUUUCGUGUUAUGUGAUAUUGUAAUUAUUCCACAGAGAUGUGUGCAAACAUGUUUUUAUUAUGCUUACUAUUGGGAAUGGAAGUAAGGCAGUUGAUGGUAAUCAUACAGUGAUUUGUACGACGUGUACACCAUGUAUUAUUUGUGUUAUUCAAUUUUAUCUUAGAAACUGUUGAAGAGGCAGUUCUAAUCCUAACAUUCUGCAAGUCUGCAUAAAAGUAUUAUACAAUAACGCGUGAGUACAUUUGCUAGAUACGUACUCAAAUAUUUUACUUGCAUGUUUCAUGUUAUUACUGUUCACGGAUACAUUGUUGUCAAUAUAUAUUAUGUUUUGUUCAUUAUAUAAAGAUGCGUAGAAUUUAUGUGCACGUUUAAUAUGUAAUUGUUUCAUGUAUUAUAUUUUAAUGUUUUAACUACACAUACUAUUGACGUACCUACAAGGGAGUACCCAAUGUUAUGCAUUGGACGGAUGCCCUUUAACUGUAAUUAUCCAAUUUAAUAAUGUAUAUAUGUUAAAUGAACAAGAAGUUUUUUGAUUUUAAUUGUGCUUGAAAAAAUCUGUAGGAACUUGUUUGACAGUUUAAAAAAUACAUGAGCUGUAUAUCUGCAGAUUUAUUGAUAAACGUAAAUGAUAAUACAGAACGAUGCUUUAAUGAUAUACAGUUUUGUUAUUAUGUUUAUAUGAGCAAAAACUAUUCAUGCAUGUUUGUUAUCAUGCUUCUAUAUAAUAUUAUUUAAGCUCCAUUAAGCUUUGUUUAUUCAGUUGGAUUUGUUUGAGUUUUGUUAUAACUUACAUGUCUGUUUUAUUGAAUGCAUACACACCCUUUUGUUUGUUUGUUUUGAGGGGAAAACAGGUAUGAAUGCCGAAUGUUUGCUUCAUGUUUUAAUAAACCAGAUACGUUCAG